Hordeum vulgare subsp. vulgare (domesticated barley) is the source of this 1398-nucleotide messenger RNA. RefSeq names its product epimerase family protein SDR39U1 homolog, chloroplastic. Lineage: Eukaryota; Viridiplantae; Streptophyta; Magnoliopsida; Poales; Poaceae. Bases 80 to 1216 code for a protein of 378 amino acids. The transcript is spliced from 8 exons. The record is from RefSeq and is a predicted model, not a curated record.
UGCCUGCCGACUGUCUCCUUCCUUAUCCACCCUCCACCACCCCGCACCCCCACCCCCACCCCCAUCCCCAGGAGCGGCCAUGGCCAUCCGCGUUUUGUUUCCCUCCUCCUCCUCCUCCUCCUUCUCCACCGCACACGCGACGCCGACGCCGAGGACGAGGGCGAGGGCGAGGUGGACGAGCAGACAGAGGCUGUUGUGCUGCUUCUCUUCAAGCACAAGCAGCAGCGAUGAGGUGUCAUCAUCCAUGACGGUGUCCAUCACCGGAGCCACCGGGUUCGUCGGACGAAGGCUCGUGCACAAGCUCCUAUCCGAGGAUCACAAGGUGUGCGUCUUGACACGCUCAACCUCCAAGAACAAGGCCGCCUCUCUUUUCCCUGCUUCGCGGUAUCCGGGCGUGACCAUCGCGGAGCAAGAGGAAGAGUGGGAGCGAUGCAUCAAGGGUUCCACUGGUGUUGUCAACCUCGCAGGAAUGCCAAUCAGCACCAGGUGGUCGCCACAAAUUAAGAAGGAAAUUAUGCAGAGCCGAAUCAAUGUCACCUCAAAGGUUGUGGAUCACAUCAAUAGUAGCACCAGCACUAGUUCCCCUCAACCUGAACAUGAAGCCAGCAGCAAUGCCAAUGGCAAUGGUCCCUCUGUUUUCGUCAGUGCAACAGCCGUCGGCUACUACGGCACAAGCGAGACCGACAGCUUCGAUGAAUCCAGCCCAUCAGGCAAUGACUACCUAGCACAGGUGUGUCGAGAAUGGGAGGGACGGGCACGACAAGUGAAGCAGGAGCACGUCCGGCUGGUGCUCCUUCGGAUCGGAGUCGUCCUCGGCAAGGACGGCGGUGCUCUGGCCAAGAUGAUCCCCCUCUUCAUGAUGUUUGCCGGCGGGCCGCUCGGCACAGGAACACAAUGGUUCUCUUGGAUUCAUUUGGAUGACCUGGUGGAUCUCAUCUACGAGUCCUUGCGGAACCCGGCAUACACCGGCGUCAUCAACGGCACGGCGCCCAACCCGGUGCGUCUGUCGGAGCUGUGCGACAGGCUGGGGCAGGUGGUGGGACGCCCGUCCUGGCUGCCGGUGCCGGGGCUCGCCAUCAAGGCCCUGCUAGGAGAAGGCGCCACGGUGGUGCUAGACGGCCAGAAGGUGCUCCCGGCCAGGGCCACCCAGCUCGGCUUCUCCUACCGCUACCCCUACGUCCGAGAUGCGCUCAAGGCCAUCGCUAAACAACUCUAGUUCUAUUUAAUUUCUUACACCUUAUCUUUCUUUUCUUUUCUUUUCUUGUAAUGUAUGUAUACUAGCACCCUCCAUACGGUAUUUUUGCAAAUUCAUCUCCAGAUUGUUGAGCAGUAAGGAACAUUGUCGAGUGAAUUGUAAAAAACCACCACAUUUAAAGUUUGCAUCCGGAUUUGCCACCA